This is a messenger RNA of Camelina sativa (false flax), 1212 nucleotides long. RefSeq lists its product as uncharacterized. The record is from RefSeq and is a predicted model, not a curated record. NCBI's taxonomy places the organism in Eukaryota, Viridiplantae, Streptophyta, Magnoliopsida, Brassicales, Brassicaceae.
UUUUAGCAUCGGCUUCACUUAAUAUAGAUAUCAUCGAACUCUGUCGUCUACUCGUCUUCUACUGGCGUCGACGUGUCAGUUUCCGACGAUCUGGUUAAUCAACCAACCAAAUUUGCAGUGAGCAUUUUUUAUAGAUGGAUGAAGGAACUUCGGGUUCACGGAGACUGCGGUCUCAAGUAGCUCCGGACUGGACAGUCAAAGACUGUCUGAUACUCGUUAAUGAGAUUGCUGCUGUUGAAUCGGAUUGUUCUAAUGCUUUGUCCAGCUUCCAGAAAUGGACGAUGAUCUCAGAGAACUGUAACGCUUUGGAUGUACGCAGAACUUUAAACCAAUGCAGGAGGAAAUGGGAUUCUUUGUUGUCUGAUUACAAUCAGAUCAAGCAGUGGGAAUCACGGUACCAAGGCAGUGCUCGUUCGUAUUGGUCCCUUAGUGUUGAGAAGAGGAAGUUACUGAAUCUCCCGGGGAAUGUCGAUAAAGAGAUUUUUGAAGCCGCCAGUGCGGUUGUGAUGAUCCAAGAUGACAAAGCUGGAACUGAGUCUGACAGUGAUCCGGAAGAGGACGACGUUGUUGAUAUCACUGCUGAAUUUGCUUGUGUAGGGUCCAAAAGAUCAAGACUGCGAGCAACGGUUACCAAGGAGAUCCCGCCACAGAAGACAAAGAUACAAGAGCCACGGAGAUAUAGAGUCCAGGAAUACAGUCAACAGAAACCUACAAAAGCAGCCCAUCCCCAUCAGAACAAAACCAUGGAGGAGGAGAAGAAGCCGGCGGAAGAAAUAUCUACAGACGAAGAAGAGGAGGAACCAAUGAACAUAGAAGAGGAUGUAGAAGUGACGAAAGCGAAGCUUAGUUAUAAAAUUGACUUGAUACAUGCGAUAGUCGGUAGGAAUCUAGCCAAGGACAAUGAAACAGGGGAUGAUAUUAGUAUCAAGGACAAGUUGAAGUAUGUGAGACAGCAAGGAGACGAGCUUAUCGCUUGUCUGAGUGAAAUUGUUAAAACUCUUGGUAGGCUCCGUGAAGUUUAAUCAUGAAUGAUUAAACUAGGUGAAUAACUGUCUGCUGUAAAUCUCUUUAGGCAUUUGCCUCUUUGGAGCUGAUCUACUCGUAAUACAGUAUUGUAGACUUGUAGUAAAUGAAAACGCUGGUACUAUGUAAAUCUGGCAGUAUUGUAGACUUGUAGUGAAUGAAAACGCUAGUACUAUAAAUUGGCAGAAA